This is a messenger RNA of Rhinolophus ferrumequinum (greater horseshoe bat), 3724 nucleotides long. RefSeq names its product PPFIA binding protein 2 (gene PPFIBP2). Gene Ontology annotation, biological process: neuromuscular junction development. Gene Ontology annotation, molecular function: protein binding. Bases 784 to 3180 code for a protein of 798 amino acids. The transcript has 22 exons. The record is from RefSeq and is a predicted model, not a curated record. Lineage: Eukaryota; Metazoa; Chordata; Mammalia; Chiroptera; Rhinolophidae. Gene Ontology annotation, cellular component: presynaptic active zone.
UGGAUAAUGCCACCAGCGCCAAGGACAGCAAACACCCAGCAGGGCCAAGAACCCAGACUGGAGCUGGUUCUGAAUCGGUUCUUUUUUGGAGACGACAGGAUUUUCCUCAGGGCAUGGACAGAAAAAGGGGUAGGCGUGGGCUUCGGGGUGGGGGUCAGGCUGUGUGUGGGAACCAGCAGCUCCUCCAAGAGCAGCACUUAUUUUUAGUCUUCUCCCCAGUCCCAAAUAAACCGAGAGCAGCUGGGAGCCUGUGGGUAAAUGCAGAGUGGAGCAGAGACAGGAAAUCGGGGUCUCUCGGUAAUGAGUUCCAGCCACUCCAGAAAGGGGAAGCCAGACGAGGAAUUUUCUUCAGAACUGUUUCCCUCUGGCAGGCUCUGGUAUUAUCACCAAAGGAAUGUUCGUGUGUGUGUGUGUGUGUGUGUGUGUGUGUGUGUGUGUGUGUGUGUGUUUACAACUCCUGUCCAAGUCUUUCUUUUUUCCCUACAUUUUUGUUAGGUUUGAUUGCUCCACAGGCUCUGCAUCCCAGCGCUGGUGCCCCGUGUGUGUCUGUGGGGGCGGUGGGGGAGGAUUCUGGAGCAGCAAGGUCUGGGCUGAGCCCUUGUGUAUCUGAAACUGUUUAGGCAAAGGCUGGAGGACACAGGCCAGGGAAGUGGGGAAACUUGAACAUAGCUUGAUGUUCCUGAGGGGGAGAGGGCAGUGGCAAGGAAGAGGAGAGAACUUGGUCUCCAGCCAGAAAAAGGGCUUUUCAACCAAGGAAUCUAACUGCUGACAUGGGUGCCCAGCAUGGAUGGGGACAUUGAUGUUUACAAGCAUUUUGCGUGGCUGAAGAGGUCCCAGGUAAACCACCAUGGUGCUGCUAGUAAUGAAACAUACCAGGAACGCUUGGCACGUCUAGAAGGAGAUAAGGAGUCCCUCAUAUUACAGGUGAGUGUCCUCACAGACCAAGUGGAAGCCCAAGGAGAGAAAAUUCGGGACCUGGAGGUAUGUCUGGAAGGACACCAGGUGAAACUCAAUGCUGCUGAAGAGAUGCUUCAACAGGAGCUGCUAAGUCGCACAUCUCUUGAGACUCAGAAGCUCGAUCUGAUGACUGAAGUGUCUGAGCUGAAGCUCAAGCUGGUUGGCAUGGAGAAGGAGCAGAGAGAACAGGAGGAGAAGCAGAGAAAAGCAGAGGAGUUACUGCAAGAACUCAGGCACCUCAAAAUCAAGGUAGAAGAGUUGGAAAAUGAACGGAAUCAGUAUGAGUGGAAGCUGAAGGCCACUAAGGCUGAGGUAGCCCAGCUGCAAGAGCAGGUGGCCCUGAAGGAUGCAGAAAUUGAGCGUCUGCACAGCCAGCUUUCCCGGGCUGCAGCUCUCCAUGGUGACCAUGCAGAGAAAGACCAAGAAAUUCAACGUCUGAAAAUGGGGAUGGAAACUUUGCUUGUUGCCAAUGAAGAUAAGGACCGUCGGAUAGAGGAGCUCACGGGGCUGUUAAACCAGUACCGAAGGGUAAAGGAGAUUGUGAGGGCGACUCAAGGGCCUUCAGAAAGAAGUCUCUCAAUCAAUGAGGAAGAACUGGAGGGAAGUUUCAGGAAGUGGCACACUACAAAUAAAGGCCCCGAAGACUUAUUUAGACCAGAGAUGCCUCCAAGAUGUAGCUCUCCCAUAGUGGGGCCGCCUCCACUGCCACAGAAAUCACUAGAAACCAGGGCUCAGAAAAAACUCUCCUGUAGUCUAGAAGACUUGAGAAGUGAAUCUGUGGAGAAGUGUGUCGAUGGGAACCAACUCUCCCCGGAGGGAGACCCCAAGGACAGCCCUUUCCUGGCAGAGCACAAAUACCCGACAUUACCUGGGAAGAUUUCAGGAGCCAUGCCCAAUGGAGAGGCUGCCAAAUCUACUCCCACUGCCUCCCAGCCUGACCCUGCAGGGAGCAGCCUGCUGCGGCUGAGAGACACAGAAAGUGGUUGGGACGACACUGCUAUGGCCAAUGACCUCUCAUCCACAUCAUCUGGUACUGAGUCGGGCCCCCAGUCUCCCCUGACACCAGAUGGUAAACGGAGCCCCAAAGGCAUCAGGAAAUUCUGGGGCAAGAUCCGAAGAACUCAGUCAGGAAAUUUCAACACCGAUGCACCGGGGAUGGCAGAGUUUCGACGAGGUGGCCUCCGAGCGACUGCAGGGCCCAGGCUCUCUCGGACCAGGGACCCCAAGGGUCAGAAAAGUGAUGUCAAUGCCCCCUUUGCCCAGUGGAGCACAGACCGAGUGUGUGCGUGGCUGGAGGACUUCGGCCUGGCUCAGUACGUGAUCUUUGCCAGGCAGUGGGUGACUUCUGGUCACACUUUGCUGACAGCUACCCCUCAGGACAUGGAAAAGGAGCUAGGAAUUAAGCACCCUCUUCACAGGAAGAAGCUGGUUUUAGCAGUGAAAGCCAUCAACACCAAGCAGGAGGAGAAGUCUGCACUGCUAGACCACAUUUGGGUGACACGUUGGCUUGAUGAUAUUGGCCUGCCCCAAUACAAAGACCAAUUUCAUGAAUCCAGAGUUGAUGGACGCAUGCUGCAAUACCUAACUGUGAAUGACCUACUCUUCUUAAAAGUCACCAGCCAACUACAUCAUCUCAGCAUCAAAUGUGCCAUUCAUGUGCUGCAUGUCAACAAGUUCAACCCCCACUGCCUGCACCGGCGGCCGGCUGAUGAGACUAACCUUUCUCCUUCAGAAGUUGUGCAGUGGUCCAACCACAGGGUAAUGGAGUGGUUACGAUCUGUGGACCUAGCAGAGUAUGCGCCCAACCUGCGUGGGAGUGGCGUCCAUGGAGGUCUCAUUAUCCUGGAGCCACGCUUCACCGGGGACACUCUGGCUAUGCUUCUCAAUAUCCCACCACAAAAGACGCUCCUCAGACGUCACCUAACUACCAAAUUCAGUGCCCUGAUUGGUCCUGAAGCUGAACAGGAAAAGCGAGAUAAAAUGGCUUCACCAGCAUACACACCACUGACUACCACAGCCAAAGUCCGGCCAAGGAAACUAGGAUUUUCACAUUUUGGAAACAUAAGAAAAAAGAAGUUCGAUGAAUCAACGGACUACAUUUGCCCGAUGGAGUCCAGUGACAGUGUCAGUGACAGUCACAGGGUUUACAGUGGCUGCCGGGGCCUCAGCCCCCUUGAUGCCUCUGAAGUGGAUGGGCUGGACCAGGUGGGACAGACUAGCUGAUGCCCUUGUCACCUGUCUUCUCUGUGCACCCUCAGAGCUCACAGUAACACCGUGUGUGUCACCGUAUAACUGCAUCUCACCCCCGCCUGUGUGCAUGACUCACAGAGAACAAUCCAGCAAUUGCGUACCACUGGGCCAGUCUCUCUUCGAGCCCUAAGGGUGGCCAGGGUAUGGAGUUGCACCUUUGCUGAGGGGCCAGGCUUUGGGGACUAUUGCCAAAGGUGGACUCAGGAGGAAAGACACUUAAGAUGCUUGUACAUUUUUAGUCAUUCUUAAUGUCCAUCUUCAGCACGAGUGGAAACACACGAGCUCGGACACAAGUCCAGAGACCACGGACAAUCGUCAGAGGCUCAGCUCUCAGGCCCCUCCACUGUGCUUCAGUUAAAGGGCAAUCUCAAGUGCCUUCGGCCACGGUGCCUUGGUUGAGAUCAAAGGGACAGCAGCAGGGUUUUCUGCCGCAGUGACAAUGUCACUGUGUUGUGCCUUACUACAGAGGUGGCUGCUUCUUUCUGGUAAUAAAAACAAUAUUUAUGUAGAAAGCAAA